GAAUUAAACAUCAACUUACAUGGACCGACAGCUUUGAAUAAAUACCCGGAUUUCACAUAUUAAAACUCGAAUAAUCACAACUUCUUUGCUCAAUUAAGGAUCGAUCGGUUAUAAAAGUACUAUGGAUUCGUCUAUAGGCCAGCCAGGAGCGGCCGAGACCCAGCAAAUCCGGGUCAAUUUCACCACAACAUCUCCAGAUCUUCAAUUGCCAGAAGGCCGAACCCAAUUGCUCGUGCCAGCAGAUAUCAAGCGAUAUGGCCUCUCCCGCGUCCUCAACUCGGAGUCUAUGCUCGACACCCCGUCGCCUAUCCCCUUCGACUUCCUCAUCAACGGCAGCUUCCUGCGCACUUCGCUCGAGGACUACCUCAAAGCCAACGGGCUCUCCGCCGAAUCUACAGUCACCGUGCAGUACGUCCGCAGCUUAAUACCGCCCGUGUUCCAGGCUAGCUUCGAGCACGACGAUUGGGUUAGCGAUGUCGACGUUCUGUCUGAAACCUCGCGCGCGGGUGUCUGGAGCGGAGGGAAGUUUGUGACGGGCCAGGACAGGAUUUUGUCGGCGUCGUAUGAUGGUCUGCUGAGGAUAUGGAAUAAAUCCGGGAAUGUAAUUGCGACUUCUUCGUCCAGCAGCCUAGGCGGCCACAGCGCUAGCGUUAAGUCUGCGAAAUUCAUAUCCGCGUCGCAGGUUGCGUCGGCCGGGCUCGACCGCACAGUCCGCAUAUGGAAGUAUACCGAGGCUGAUGACUACCUCUCCGGUACUCUGAAGCCCACCCUCGAGCUGUACGGGCACAAGUCUGGCAUCGAAUCUCUCGAUGUCCACGGCCCGACCGGACGCAUUCUAACCGCCGCCAGCGACGGCACCAUCGGUCUCUGGACAACAUCCAAAUCCGCCGCCCCCGCCGCCCCAGCAGCCCUCCUCCCCGGCGCCAACGCCUCCGCCUCCAAGAAACGCAAACUCACCUCCUCAGCACCCCAACGCGGCCCCCUCUCCCUAACCCAACCCCACACCGCCGCCGCCUCCGCCGCGCUCUUCGACCCGGCCGAUGCCACGGUGGCGUACACCGCAUCCCAGGACCACACCAUCCGCACCAUCGACCUAACGACUAGCAAAGUCGAAAACGUAAUCACCACCUCGCACCCGCUCCUCUCGCUAUGCGCUAUCCGGCGCCACGGCAACAGCGUGCUCCUCGCAGCAGGCACUUCAGCACGCCACAUCACGCUUGCAGACCCGCGGGCCGGCGCGGCCGCGACCUCGGUGAUGACGCUGCGCGGGCACCGGAACAUGGUUGCCGCCGUCGCGGCGUCGCCCGAUAACGAGUACAGCCUAGUCUCCGCCUCGCACGACGGCACGUGUCGGAUCUGGGACCUGCGGGGCGCGCGCGCGGGCACGCGGGCCGAGGGCGGGGGCGCGGUGAGUGAGUCUGUGUAUGUGAUUGAGCGGGAGAGCCAGAAGGCUUCGAAUAGCAAGGGUGGUGAUGUACCGGGCCGAGGCGCCAAGGUGUUUGGGGUGGCGUGGGAUCGCAGCUGGGGGAUUGUUAGUGGUGGGGAGGAUCGCAUGGUGCAGGUGAAUCGGGGGAGGGAUUUGCUCGCGGUUGGCUAGAUGGUAGUUGAGACUUUUGUUUUAUUUUAUGCGAAGUGGGCAAGUGAGUGUGAGUGAGUGACUGGACGAGUUAGUUACGUCGACAGGUGACAGGCGAUGGUGAGAAUGGUAUCGGUGGUUAAAGAACGGCGGUUAUACCUGGGGAAAAUAUGGAUGGAUGUUCAGAUGUUCAGUAUAGGUAGGUACCUAUCUGCCUACCUACUUAAGGUAUAUAUAUACCCCUCUUAGAUCUAAUACGAGUAGUAUGCAUGUA
Daldinia decipiens is the source of this 1850-nucleotide messenger RNA. Its product is annotated as WD40 repeat-like protein. The record is from RefSeq and is a predicted model, not a curated record. The transcript has 2 exons. Bases 122 to 1597 code for a protein of 491 amino acids. Gene Ontology annotation, molecular function: protein binding. Gene Ontology annotation, biological process: ribosome biogenesis. NCBI's taxonomy places the organism in Eukaryota, Fungi, Ascomycota, Sordariomycetes, Xylariales, Hypoxylaceae. Gene Ontology annotation, cellular component: preribosome, large subunit precursor.